AUGUCGUCCACCACCCGCCGGUCAUCCGCCUCCCCCUUCCGCUCCAGGAGAACCCAUCCCCCGCCGCAUAAACCUUCGCCCGGCCACGUUACCCCGACUUCAUCGGCGGCGGUGCUGCUUCCAAAGCAACAAGCUCCCCGGCACCCUACCACGGCGCCUCCCGGCAAAGCUAAGGAAAAUGUCACGGUCACCGUGCGGUUUCGUCCUCUCAGUGCUAGAGAAAUUAGUAAAGGCGACGAGGUCGCCUGGUACGCGGAUGGAGAUCAUACCGUGCGCAAUGAGUUCAAUUCCGACAUUGAAUAUGAUUUUGAUAGAGUAUUUGGUCCUGCAACAACUACACGCCAGGUUUAUGAUGUUGCAGCUCAUCAUGCCGUAAGUGGUGCCAUGCAAGGAAUAAAUGGCACGGUUUUCGCAUAUGGUGUUACUAGCAGUGGGAAGACACAUACGAUGCAUGGGGAACAAAAAUCACCUGGAAUCAUACCGUUGGCUAUCAAGGACGUCUUUGGGAUGAUACAAGAGACACCUGGACGGGAAUUUCUGCUCCGAGUUUCUUAUUUGGAAAUUUACAAUGAGGUCAUCAAUGACUUGCUUGAUCCCACUGGACAAAACCUAAGAAUAAGAGAAGACUCUCAGGGUAUUUAUGUUGAAGGAAUAAAAGAAGAGGUUGUCCUGUCGCCUGCUCACGCUCUUUCACUAAUUGCAUCUGGUGAAGAGCAUAGGCAUGUGGGUUCUAAUAACUUCAAUUUACUAAGCAGUCGAAGCCACACCAUAUUUACUUUGACUAUAGAAAGCAGUGUACAUGGGGAAAAUGAAGGAGUAGCUUUGUCACAAUUGCAUUUAAUUGAUUUGGCAGGAUCUGAAAGUUCAAAAACAGGGACAAUUGGGUUGAGGCGAAAAGAGGGCUCAUACAUCAAUAAAAGCUUACUCACUCUUGGCACUGUUAUAUCCAAAUUGACAGACGGAAAAUCCACUCACAUACCAUACCGAGAUUCGAAACUUACACGCUUGUUGCAGUCAUCUCUUAGCGGUCACGGUCGAGUUUCCGCCAAACCUCACGACCUCGACCUCACGACCUCGAACUCGACCUCGUCCGGACACCGUGCGAACGACCUCACGACCUCUCCAUCGACCUCGCCUUCACGACCUCGACCUCGACCUCGCCUUCAUCUUCACGACCGAACACCGUCCGGGGAGUUCCACCUCCGCCUUUCACACUUCACGACCUCUCCUUCAAGACUCUUCAUGACCUCGCCGGAAUCUGAAAUCAGAUUUGGAUUAGGGUUUCUUCAUUUUAUCGUAGAGCUUGGAGUGCUUAGCUGGAGGUCAGAUGCUGACAACUAUGAAAUAGAUCCAGAGCUGAAAAGAAUUCGUGAAGCUCGUGGAUAUUCUUACAUGGACUUUGGCGAAGUUUGUCCUGAGAAGAUGAGGUACUGA
Molecule: messenger RNA, 1434 nt
Organism: Striga hermonthica
Lineage: Eukaryota; Viridiplantae; Streptophyta; Magnoliopsida; Lamiales; Orobanchaceae
Source: the annotation of a GenBank genome assembly